AUGCCUCCUUCGACCUGCGAGAUCUGCCAGUCAGCUCGCGCGCAGAUCUUGCGACCGAAGAAUCACGCGCGAAUCUGCUCGACCUGCUUCAUCCAGAUGUUCGAGGACGAAGUCGCCGAAGCCGUGACCACCGCGGAUCUCUUCCAGCCGGGUGAGAAGGUCGCGAUUGGGGCAUCCGGCGGCAAGGAUAGCACUGUGCUGGCGUCGGUGCUCAAGACGUUGAACGACCGCCACCGCUGGGGACUCGACCUCAUCCUGCUCAGUGUCGACGAAGGCAUCACAGGAUACAGAGAUCACAGUCUCGAGGCCGUCAAGAGACACGCCGCCCAACAUGACUUGCCGCUCAAGAUCGUGAGUUAUGCAGAGCUCUAUGGCUGGAGCAUGGACCAGGUCGUGGCACAGGUAGGCAAGAAGGGCAACUGUACUUACUGUGGCGUCUUCAGACGACAGGCACUCGAUCGCGGCGCCGCCAUGCUGGGCGUGGGCCACGUCGUGACUGGACAUAACGCCGAUGAUGUCGCCGAGACAGUGCUGAUGAACCUGCUGCGAGGCGACCUCCCACGACUGAGCAGAGCGACGAGCAUCGUGACGAGCACACCAUCCGCCAAAGCCAUCGAGACCACGGAUGGAAGCGUGAGCUUUACGAAUGUAAAGAGAAGCAAGCCCUUGAUGUAUGCAUAUGAGAAGGAGAUUGUGCUUUAUGCGCACCACAAGAAGCUGGAUUACUUCAGCACAGAGUGUAUUUACAGUCCAGAGGCCUUUCGGGGAUCGGCACGUACUCUGAUCAAGAACCUGGAGAGAAUCAGACCGGAAAGCAUACUAGACGUUGUGCAGUCCGGCAUAGACAUGGCAAAGCUGGUCCCAGAUGCCGAUGGAAACUGCAAAGGUGCAUGCAGUAGUGGAGACGCCGCCGCCAAGGGUGCUGAGGACCAAGCUGCUGGUGGCUGCGGUACUGCACUCGGUGGCUCAAGUGGAGGCGAGAUGGCGGACAUGGAGAAGAAACUACGACAAGACGAUGAAGCCGCGGAGAAUGGCACCGAAGUCGAGAUCAAGGUCCCAGCGAAGGCAGUCACAGGCCAGGGCCACGACAGACAGAGCAGCGCUAGCCCAGGCAUACCUAUCAGGACGAAACAAGAAAAGAAGUCCAACCGCAAGCCGACCCGAGACGCUCCUCCGCUGAAGCAGAAGCUCGGCCAGUGUGAGCGUUGUGGUUAUCUGUCGUCCCAAGCGGUCUGCAAAGCCUGCAUGCUACUUGAAGGGCUCAAUAAGGCUCGACCACGCACUGAAAUAGGAGUCGCUGAAGCGGGAGGCUGA
This is a messenger RNA of Fulvia fulva, 1314 nucleotides long. Its product is annotated as Cytoplasmic tRNA 2-thiolation protein 1. The transcript has a single exon. The record is from RefSeq and is a predicted model, not a curated record. Gene Ontology annotation, biological process: tRNA wobble position uridine thiolation. Bases 1 to 1314 code for a protein of 437 amino acids. Gene Ontology annotation, molecular function: tRNA binding. NCBI's taxonomy places the organism in Eukaryota, Fungi, Ascomycota, Dothideomycetes, Mycosphaerellales, Mycosphaerellaceae. Gene Ontology annotation, cellular component: cytosolic tRNA wobble base thiouridylase complex; mitochondrion.